Telopea speciosissima is the source of this 1468-nucleotide messenger RNA. RefSeq names its product UDP-glucose 6-dehydrogenase 4-like. NCBI's taxonomy places the organism in Eukaryota, Viridiplantae, Streptophyta, Magnoliopsida, Proteales, Proteaceae. The transcript has 2 exons. Gene Ontology annotation, molecular function: UDP-glucose 6-dehydrogenase activity; NAD binding. The record is from RefSeq and is a predicted model, not a curated record. Gene Ontology annotation, biological process: glycosaminoglycan biosynthetic process. Gene Ontology annotation, cellular component: cytosol; nucleus. Bases 26 to 1468 code for a protein of 480 amino acids.
GAGAGAGAGAGAAGAAGAAGAAGAAAUGGUGAAGAUCUGCUGCAUCGGAGCGGGCUACGUUGGUGGUCCAACAAUGGCCAUGAUCGCCUACAAAUGUCCCGACAUCCAAGUCGUCGUCGUCGACAUCUCCGUCUCCCGCAUCAAUGCCUGGAACAGCGACCGCCUCCCCAUCUUCGAACCUGGCCUCGACCAUGUCGUCAAUUCCUGCCGCAACAACAACCUCUUCUUCAGCACCGACGUCGAAGCACACGUGGCUGAAGCCGACAUUGUCUUCAUCUCCGUCAACACCCCAACCAAAACACGAGGCCUUGGUGCCGGCAAAGCCGCUGACCUCACCUACUGGGAAUCCGCCGCUCGAAUGAUCGCCGAUGUAGCCAAAUCCGACAAGAUCGUCGUCGAGAAAUCCACCGUUCCAGUCAAGACCGCUGAAGCCAUUGAAAAGAUCCUCACCCAUAACAGCAGAGGGAUCAAUUUCCAGAUCCUCUCCAACCCUGAGUUUCUCGCCGAAGGUACUGCAAUUGAAGAUCUUACUAAUCCCGAUCGUGUCCUCAUCGGCGGCCGAGAGACCCCAGAGGGUCAAAAGGCUGUUGCUGCCCUGAAAGCCGUCUAUGCCAGGUGGGUCCCUGAGGAUCAGAUCAUCACCAUGAACCUCUGGUCGGCCGAGCUCUCCAAGCUCGCUGCCAACGCCUUCUUGGCCCAGCGGAUCUCAUCCAUGAAUGCCAUGUCUGCCCUUUGCGAGGCCACCGGUGCUGACGUGUCCGAGGUUGCCUACGCCAUCGGCAAGGACAUGAGGAUCGGAGGUCGGUUCCUUAAUGCCAGCGUUGGGUUCGGCGGUUCUUGCUUCCAGAAGGACAUCCUCAACCUCGUCUACAUCUGCGAAUGCAAUGGGUUGACCGAAGUGGCCAAUUACUGGAGACAAGUGGUUCAGGUCAACGACUACCAGAAAGCUCGAUUCGUGAAUCGAGUGGUGUCGUCCAUGUUUAACACUGUAUCUGGAAAAAAGAUUGCAAUUCUUGGGUUUGCAUUCAAGAAAGACACCGGCGAUACGAGGGAGACGGCGGCGAUUGAUGUUUGUCAUGGGUUGUUGGGGGAUAAAGCGCAGCUGUCGAUCUAUGAUCCCCAGGUGACGGAGGAUCAGAUCAGGCGAGAUCUGGCAAUGAACAAGUUCGAUUGGGAUCAUCCGCAGCACUUGGUGCCUACUAGUCCUUCGGCCAAGAAGAAUGUCACUGUGACUUGGAAUGCUUACGAGGCGGCCAAGGGAGCUCAUGGUGUCUGUAUACUGACUGAGUGGGAUGAGUUUAAGACUCUGGAUUAUCAGAAGAUCUAUAAUGAGAUGGAGAAGCCGGCGUUUAUCUUUGACGGAAGGAAUGUGGCGAAUGUGGAGGCGCUGAGGAAGAUUGGGUUCAUUGUGUAUUCGGUUGGGAAGCCAUUGGAUGCUUGGAUUAAGGAUCUGCCAGCUGCCGCUUAG